This is a messenger RNA of Penicillium pulvis, 1215 nucleotides long. RefSeq names its product FAD-dependent oxidoreductase. Bases 1 to 1215 code for a protein of 404 amino acids. NCBI's taxonomy places the organism in Eukaryota, Fungi, Ascomycota, Eurotiomycetes, Eurotiales, Aspergillaceae. Gene Ontology annotation, molecular function: FAD binding. The transcript is spliced from 5 exons. The record is from RefSeq and is a predicted model, not a curated record.
AUGUCAACCCCUCCAAUUCUCAUCAUCGGGGCUGGCAUCAGUGGCCUCAUCCUAGCUCAAUAUCUCCAACGCCGCGAUAUUCCAUUUGAAAUCUUCGAUCGCGAUUCCGCAUUCGAUGCAAGAAGUGGAGGAUGGGGACUCACGCUCCACUGGGCCCUCCCAGCCCUACGACAGUUACUGCCCGAUCAUCUAGUUGCUCGAUUGCCGGAGACGUUUGUCAACAAGGAUGCAGCAGCCCGCGGAGACAUGGGACGCUUUCAAUUCUUCGAUUUAAAAUCCGGUAGAGCCCUUUACGACGUUCCCGCCGAAGAACGGAUUCGCGUUAAUAGAGGGCGAUUGCGGGAGUUGUUGACAUCUGGACUGGAUAUUCAGUGGAACAAAGACUUCGUCAAUAUCGAGUCGCUGGAGUCUGCCAUCACCGCUCGCUUUGAAGAUGGCUCAUCUUGUACCGGAUGCCUCCUCGUUGCUGCUGAUGGUGCACGGUCGCGCGCCCGGCAGAUAUUGUAUCCUCAGGGCUAUGCGAUGAAUCCACUGCCUGUACAGCUUCUAGGGGCAUCUACACUCUACACGAGAGGACAACUGGGCGGUGCAGAGUCGAUCGACCCGUACAUCUUCCAAGGAUCUUACCCGGACACCGAUGUGUUCUUCUUUUUCAGUUUUCUGGACACUCCGAGCAAUUUCCAAGACAGCAGCAGAGAUCAGUAUCUCUGCCAGGUUAUUGUCUCUUGGGCUGACCAAAAGGGCAUCGCUUUGCCUUCUGGAAAUACGGAUCGCAUCGCGCUGAUGAAAAAAUUGACUGAUAACUGGGCCGAACCUUUUCGCUCCUUGGUACAUAACCUACCCGAGGACACUGAGCCUCGAUCAAUCCGCAUUGAGGAUUGGAUCUUUCGCCCCGGUCAGCGCGAUGGGCAUCCUCGAGCCAUACUCAUGGGAGAUGCGGCGCAUACCAUGACUAUGUUCCGCGGCGAAGGUGCGAACAAUGCGAUCGUAGAUGUCUUGGAUCUGGUAAUGAAUCUGAAUCUCAAUACGGAGACUCCGGCUGCAUUUUCACCGGACGAUCUGGUGGCUUUCCUCGCAGCCUACGAGAAUGAGAUCUUCUCACGCGUCGAGCCCAGCUUUCUUGCAUCCCGACAGGCUUGUCUGGAUGCACACGACUUCACAAAGAUUGAGGGUAGUCCGCUAGUGACUGCCAGGGUGCUGAACAGCAGAGACUAG